This is a messenger RNA of Aspergillus pseudoviridinutans, 465 nucleotides long. RefSeq lists its product as uncharacterized. Gene Ontology annotation, cellular component: BLOC-1 complex. The coding region runs from base 1 to 465 and encodes 154 amino acids. The transcript has a single exon. The record is from RefSeq and is a predicted model, not a curated record. Gene Ontology annotation, biological process: endosomal transport. NCBI's taxonomy places the organism in Eukaryota, Fungi, Ascomycota, Eurotiomycetes, Eurotiales, Aspergillaceae.
AUGUCCACCCAACCACCACAACAAUCAUCACCCACCUCCUCACCAACCCCCUCCCAACGCACCCUUGAAGCCAAAGCAGCCUUCACUGCCUCCCUCCGCUCCGCCGGCGCAAACUACGAUGCUGAGCUCCGCGACCGCGCGCGCUCGCUGCACGAGAACGCCGCCGCGCUAGACAAGCAGGAGGCGGAGCUGCGGCGGACGACGGCCGAGCUGGGACGGCAGAAUGAGCAGUGGGAGAAGGUGGCGGAUACGGCGCGCGAGGGGCUGAAGGAGAUUGGGGACGUGCAGAAUUGGGCGGAGUUGAUUGAGAGGGAUUUGUUGGUUGUGGAGGAGAUGUUGAGGGAGGUGGAGGCGAGGGAGGAAGGGGUGGGGGAGGAGGGAGAGGGGCAGAUGACGAUGAAUGGGAAGGGGAAGGGGAAGAAGGGAGAGGAGGAGGCGAAGGGAGGGUGGUUGAGGUGGUGGUGA